Messenger RNA from Glycine soja, 1789 nucleotides. Its product is annotated as serine/threonine-protein kinase RIPK-like. The record is from RefSeq and is a predicted model, not a curated record. The coding region runs from base 96 to 1256 and encodes 386 amino acids. Gene Ontology annotation, molecular function: ATP binding; protein kinase activity. The transcript has 5 exons. NCBI's taxonomy places the organism in Eukaryota, Viridiplantae, Streptophyta, Magnoliopsida, Fabales, Fabaceae. Gene Ontology annotation, biological process: protein phosphorylation.
GUCUUUCUCAUUUUUAUAGAAUCAAAAGCAGUAGCUUGUGAAAGAAAAACAUAUAUAAAUACACAAGGUUAUUUGAAAUUGAACAUAUAAACCAAAUGAGUACUAAAAAGAACACAUGGAAGUCUGUGAUCUUGAUCCUAAGUUGUUACAAGGUUAAGUGUUCCUUGGAGGAAUCAGAGAAACAGGUUUUGAAACAAGGUUCUUUCCAGAGGUUAUGUCUAUCAGAUGUGAGCAAUUCAAGCUCCACUCAGGCCAUUGAAGACAUUUCAAUUUCAUUUGCUGGCUCAAAGCUCUAUGCAUUCACACUUGAGGAGCUAAGGGAAGCAACAAACAGUUUCUCAUGGAGUAACAUGCUAGGUGAAGGAGGGUUUGGACCUGUCUACAAGGGUUUUGUUGAUGACAAACUUAGGUCUGGUUUGAAGGCUCAGACUGUAGCUGUGAAAAGGUUGGACUUGGAUGGCUUGCAAGGUCACAGGGAGUGGCUGGCAGAGAUUAUAUUUCUUGGACAACUAAGGCAUCCACAUCUUGUCAAGUUAAUUGGGUACUGUUAUGAGGAUGAACAUAGGCUUUUGAUGUAUGAAUACAUGCCAAGAGGCAGCUUGGAGAAUCAACUCUUCCGAAGAUACUCUGCUGCCAUGCCAUGGUCAACCAGGAUGAAAAUUGCAUUAGGAGCAGCCAAAGGUCUUGCCUUCCUUCAUGAAGCAGAUAAGCCUGUAAUAUACCGCGAUUUCAAAGCUUCGAACAUUUUACUAGACUCGGAUUUCACAGCUAAGCUCUCAGAUUUUGGGCUAGCUAAGGAUGGCCCUGAAGGGGAAGACACACAUGUAACAACACGCAUAAUGGGAACACAAGGUUAUGCUGCUCCUGAGUACAUCAUGACAGGUCACCUUACAACCAAGAGUGAUGUGUAUAGCUAUGGGGUGGUGCUGUUGGAAUUGCUGACAGGAAGACGAGUAGUGGAUAAAUCUCGGUCGAAUGAAGGCAAGAGCUUGGUGGAAUGGGCAAGGCCUUUGUUGAGAGAUCAGAAAAAGGUGUACAAUAUCAUAGAUCGUAGACUAGAGGGGCAAUUUCCCAUGAAAGGAGCCAUGAAAGUUGCUAUGUUGGCUUUUAAAUGCUUGAGUCAUCACCCAAAUGCAAGGCCAACUAUGAGUGAUGUGAUUAAGGUAUUGGAGCCACUUCAGGACUAUGAUGAUGUUUUCAUUGGACCAUUUGUGUAUGUUGCCGUAAGUGAAACUGGUGACAAACAUAAAAUAUAGCAGCAGCAAGGUAGAUAAAAUAUAUAUAUAUAUCAGAUAGCAAAAGGUAAAAACAGAAAAGAAAAAAAAAGUGGUGUGUUAUUUUAUUUUAUAAGGGACGGCAUGGCUUGGUCUUCACUCUUCACAAUCAUCAAAAGGGGAUGCAAGUAGUUCUAUCAUAUUUGAACUGUGGCCAGAAAUAGAGAGCUGCAGCAAAAUGAUGUUUAGGGUGGAAUGAGAGGACCAUUACAUUGGAACACAAGGUGUUAGAAAUGGUAGAGUUUUUCUAUGGUUUGAUGAUAUACACAGCAAAUCAACAAUGUACAAGCACUAGAGACUCUAGUUCAGAAUACAGAAACUAAAAUUUAUUCACAUGUAAUGUAUUUGACAAAAUUAUAGUUGGAUUGAGUUUGGACAUGAUUUUGGAUAUCAAGUUAUAGUUUUAGAGAAAGUGGCAAAAAGUAUCCAUUGAAUCAGGAAACUGUAAUCUGCACAUAUUAAUAUAUUAUUAUUAGUAUGAUUCAUGAAGCUAUAAUAUCGUCAUUGCUAUGAAA